Aureobasidium melanogenum CBS 110374 is the source of this 1668-nucleotide messenger RNA. RefSeq names its product 4-coumarate-CoA ligase. Gene Ontology annotation, biological process: secondary metabolic process. The coding region runs from base 1 to 1668 and encodes 555 amino acids. NCBI's taxonomy places the organism in Eukaryota, Fungi, Ascomycota, Dothideomycetes, Dothideales, Saccotheciaceae. The transcript has 4 exons. Gene Ontology annotation, molecular function: CoA-ligase activity. The record is from RefSeq and is a predicted model, not a curated record.
AUGCCUCAGCAGUCGCCCUACCAGAUUGAUAUCCCAGCCACCGACAUUCUAUCCUAUGUCUAUCCAGAAGGAAAGGAACCCUAUGACCAGCCAAUAUGGACUGAUGCCGACGACACUACAAGGUCGCUGUCGCCUAAACAAGCCUUAGGUUGGAUCAAAAGACUCGGCAUGGGACUCGACAAUCUCCGAAUCGCCAAGAACGAAGUGGUCAUGAUGUUUUCUACCAACCAUAUAUUCUGUCCAGUCGCUUAUCUUGGAGUUGCCGGGUCUGGUCGUGUGUUCAGUGGUACCAAUCCAGCCUACACUGUCAAAGAGAUUGCCUACCAGAUUACCAAUACAGGCGCCAAGCUCAUCCUGGUCGAUCCGAGUCUAUUAGACAACCUUCUGAAGGCUGCGGAUCAAGUUCAAUUCCCUCGUGACAAGAUAUACCUAUUCUUGGAUGAACCCUGUAAACCGCAAAAGGGGAUCAAAGACUGGAGCUCCUUCCUUCCAUCACAGAAGGCAGCAGAGAGUUGGCAAUGGCACCGAAUGUCGGCCAAAGAAUCAGCCGCCAAUACAGCUGUGUUGAAUUAUUCAUCAGGGACUACUGGUCUCCCCAAAGGUGUCAAGGUUGCUCAUCAGAAUAUCAUUGCCAACGUCUGCCAGUCUCUGUACAUGAGAGAACUGUCGCAAUCCUAUCCCGCAGGUCAGAAACCACCAGAAAGAUUUUUAGGAUUCUUGCCAUUAUACCAUGCCUAUGGACAGCUAUGGUCAAUUACUGCUGCCGCGGUCACAAGGACACCCUGCUACUAUAUGAGAGCCUUCAACUUCGAACCUUUCUUAUCACACAUUCAACGUCAUCGGAUCACACACAUUCAAACAGCACCCCCGGUUCUUGUCAUGCUGGCCAAACGACCAGAGACCAAGAAGUACGAUCUGUCAUCUCUGGUCAAUAUUCUCUGUGGUGCUGCACCGCUUAGUAAGGAACUACAGAACGAAGUCAGCACCAAAUUCAACCUCAAAGUCGUACAGACUUGGGGCAUGACAGAGGUUACAUGUAGCUGUUUGCACGUUCCUGGCGGAAUGGAUGACCGAAGCGGAAGUGUUGGACAAGUUGACCCCAACUCGGAGAUUAAACUCAUCGACGAAAGCGGAAAUGAAGUCACCAAACCAGGCCAGCGUGGAGAGAUCUUUGUGCGUGGUCCCAAUAUCACCCACCUUGGCUACUGGAGAAACGAAAGCGCCACAAAAGCAUCCUUCGACAGCGAAGGCUUCCUGAAGACUGGCGACGUAGCCAUCUACGAUGAAAAAGGCUGGUUCUGGAUUGUCGACCGCGCCAAAGAAAUCUUCAAAGUCAACGGCUUCCAAGUUGCUCCGGCUGAACUCGAAGCAGUAUUGCUCGAAAACGACGAUAUUGCCGAUGCUGCUGUUUGCGCUCUGAACAAAGACCAUGAAGAUCUUCCGAGAGCAUAUGUGGUAUUGAAAGCAACGGCCAAAGGCAAGGUAAAGGAGAAGGAUGUGGUUGAGUGGAUUGCGACGAAGGUUGCAAAGCACAAGAGACUAUCUGGAGGCGUCAAGUUCAUCGAUGAGGUACCCAAGAGCCCGAGUGGUAAGAUCCAAAGAGUUGUGCUGCGUGAGUGGGCAAAGAGAGAUGCAGACCAAGGUGUAGAGAUCAAGGCAAGAUUGUAG